CAGGCUUGUGCGCGUACGUACAGCAGGUUAAGAGGAAGUGAGGUGCAAUUAUAAAUCGGCUUUUCGCAUGAACACGUUUUCGGUUCUCGUUCUGGAGUUUAUUAUUGCGCCUCGUGCUCUCAUAUAUGCGCCAAGUGCAACAGUAACUCCAGACUUCAGACUGACUCUAAUAAGAGUGCUCCUCUGAGAUGGAGUGACCAUACGAGAACAACGUUAUUUUCCUCUUCAAGAUACAGCAGAAGUCCUUCAUCAUCACCAUCAUCAUCAUCAUCAUCACAUGCUGCAAACAUGAAGCAAAUCACUAAACCCACCAGGAUCCCAUCAGAGAAUCACUUUAUAACACCAGGAAGAGCUCGAUCAGCCGGGCGACAGCCGCCCUCAUUGGACAAGCUGCCUGAGCAGUACCUAAUUGGACAGUGGCCACGAGAGCCGUAUCAACCCCAGGCGUCCUGUAUGAGUGAUAAAGCCACACAGACUCCUGGCUUUUGGACUGAGGAUGAAGGAGAUGUUAACACACACACAAGCGCUCGGCAUCAUGGGGCAGCGCUGACCGUCUCAUAG
Messenger RNA from Puntigrus tetrazona (Sumatra barb), 561 nucleotides. Its product is annotated as glucocorticoid-induced transcript 1 protein-like. The transcript is spliced from 3 exons. The record is from RefSeq and is a predicted model, not a curated record. Gene Ontology annotation, cellular component: cytoplasm. NCBI's taxonomy places the organism in Eukaryota, Metazoa, Chordata, Actinopteri, Cypriniformes, Cyprinidae. The coding region runs from base 289 to 561 and encodes 90 amino acids.